GUCACUCAGUGAGCAGGAGUCACAAGUAGCGGCUGCGUUUUUUCUUCUCCUUUUAGCUUUUCCAUUUGGUGGUUAAAUGCUAGAGCAACUGCAAACGUGUGGAAUUGAGGUUUACUCAGUCAUCAUGGAGGAGGACGGGGGAAGCCUUCUCUUCAAGUACCCAGUAUCUGACUUCCUGUUGACAGUCAGUGGUCUGGUGUUCUUUCUCCUGGAUGUGGGACUGGCCGCGUGGGCGGUGGUGUCUUUUUAUCAGGAAGAGGACUAUGUGUUCAUGGGACUGCUGGUGUUUCUACUCCUAGGUUCCUCAGCCCUGGUCCAGGCUUUCAGCUGUCUGUGGUACCACUAUGACAAGGACGGGACUGAGACCAGGACUGAGAGCCUUGUGAAGAACCUCUGCUCUCUCAAGAUCCUACAUCUUUUCCAGAUGGGAGUCUACCUCAGAUAUGCUGGUGUGGUGAGGAUCUCGAUAUGUGGCUUCUGCUGUGGAAAGCGUUACAUGGACGGCGAUGCUGUGUAUCUGACCCAUGACCUAAGCCUGCUGCGCCUCAUCGAGGCUUUCUCUGAGAGCACCCCACAGCUUGUCCUCAUGAUCACUAUCAUUGUCCAGAGGGGAGAGGUUGAGCCCAUCACAAUCUUGAAGGCACUUGGUUCAGCAUCUGCCAUCGCCGUCAGUGUGACCAUGUACCACCGUUCCCUGCGCUCCUUCCUCCCUGACAAGGCCAAGCAGGGCUGGUUCUCCUCCGUGGUCUACUUCCUGUGGAACCUGCUCCUUAUUGGUCCACGUGUGGCAGCAGUCGCCCUCCUUGCCUCAGCCUUCCCCUGCUUUAUCACUGCCCACUUCCUGUCUUCCUGGAUGGUUCUCUUUUUCUUCGCCUGGCGACUCAAGACAGACUUCAUGGACAGCGCCGGUGGAGAAUGGCUCUACCGGGCCACCAUAGGACUCAUCUGGUAUUUCAGCUGGUUCAAUGUGAUAAAGGGGGACACCAGGUGCCAGAGCACCCUCUACCACACCUGGAUAGGAGUGGAUAUUGGUAUGCUUUGUGGUCUUUGGGUGUGGCAGAUGAAGAAGAACCCUCCAUAUUUAGAACUGCCACUAGAUCCCUAUGUCAUCCUUGGCAUUAUGAUCUCAUUCUACAUUGUUGGGCUCGGUCUUAAGGUGAUAUACUACAAGUACAGUCACCCAAAGAUCACAUAGCUAAGAGAAGACGAGUGUUGCCUCGAGCCGGAGCCAAGGUCUGAGCCAGAGGAUCUCACCUCAGAUUGCCAUGACGAAGUGGACUCUAGGCUUAUGAGCCAUAGAAUGGGUCCUACAGAACCAGUCAAAACCUCAUCAGGCCCUCCAGAACCGGUCAUCAGAGUCAAUAAGAGGAUGAGGAACUUAGCUGAUAACUUUUACUCCUGAAUGGAUCAUCAGAGACCUCCUACACAUGGAGAAGGCUGUAUGGUCUUGUUUGACAUUGCAGCCGACAUUGCAGUCAGUCUCAAUUAGUCAUUCAGUCACAAUUUACCCACAAUGACUAAAUGGUCUGUCACAUGUGGAGAUGGAAUCCAAAUGACAGAUGCCUGUGUCAGCUCUUCCCACUGGUGAAAAUACCAAGUUCCUUUAAGAAAAAAUAUUUAGACUUUAUUUUGACAGGGAGUUAUGCUGAGACCAAUGUGUCUUUUACAGAUGAAUCUGGAGGCGAAAGAAAGGCAACGCUGUUUAGGCGAGGUGCUGGCUAGCAGUGGUUUUUUGAUGUUGGAACAUCUGUUUAAUGGAAAACUUCAGCUCCCCUAAUCGUGAUAUUUCUACUGAACAUGUAGGUUGCUCACCUGCACAUACUCCAACUCCUUUUAGAAGUAAGAGUUAUUUUGUACCUCCAGCCAAUCGCAAUCACUCUAUUGAGAGAUAUUGUAGACUCGUUGAAAAAUAUGUUGGUAAUCUCCUUCAGAACAAAACAGGAGUACAUAUCCUUCCAUAAUUUAAGAGAAUGAAACACAAGCUUUGCUUGAUUUACAAUCCGAUACGUCAGUCCUUACCCGCCCUGCUGAUAAGGGUGGGUCGGUUAUACUCAUGGAUAGUACAGUUUAUGUAAAGGAGUGUCAUAGACAACUGCUUGACAACACCUCUUACAAGAAACUCAGAAGUGACCCCACUUCCUAAUUUCAGAACACUAUCUUUACUGUCCAGGACACCAGCAGUAUGAUCUCUAUUAGUGAAUCUCUUGAUCCUCUCCCUGAUAAUACAUUGUUAGUUACUUUUGAUGUUGAAUCGUUAUACAGAAUAUUCCACACGAGGGCGGUAUUGAAGCCAUGGAACAUUGUCUUCUGCAACGUGACCCUAAUGAAUUACCUUCCAGUGCAUGCAUUAUAACAUUGGCUGAAAUAGUACUCGCACACAACUACUUAAUGUUUCUAAAUGAUUUAUUUAUUCAGACGAAGGGUACUGCUAUGGGAUCCACUAAGGCUUCUAACUAUGCUCAUUUGUAUGUGGGUUACAUGGAGAAACAGUCCAUUUUCAAUCCUCUCAACAACAAAACAUAUUGUCUAACAUUCUUAUUUGGAAACGGUACAUUGAUAUUUUUGUUCUAUUGAGGGGUGAAGUGAAACAGCUCCAGGCAUUCCAUGCUUCUCUUAACUCUUGUUCUGAGCACCUGAGAUUUACUAUACAAUCUGACACACGUCAAAUCAGUUUCCUUGAUCUUCUGAUUUUGUUUGAGGAUAAUGUUCUAUACACUGAUCUUUUCAGGAAACCUACUGAUCGUAACAGUUUAUUGAAAAACAGUUUGCCCUAUAGCCAAUUCUGUCGAAUCAAAAGAAUUUGCAAAAAAACAAUCAGACUUCGACAGAAAUAUGUCUGAGACGCAAAGCAAAUUCAAGGAGGGGGUACAAAAAUGGUCAGAUUAAUACUGUCAUUGAAAAAUUCAAAACUAAUCGAGACAUAAGCUCUUUCAAGGACAAGUCUCGCAAAAAUAAGCAUUCUUGCGUUCUAGCUACACGCUAUUCAAAGUGUUCUGAACAAAUGACGGGAAUCUUUCACAAACAUUGGCACAUUCUAUGAUCCGAUGACAGUAUCGGACCCUCACUUGGUGGUAUUCUCGCUAGGCAGAAAUCUCAGAUAAAUUGAUAAACUGAUUUACCACCCUUAAAUAUCCCUGCACAAUGUCUAUUUGCGCCUCUACUGGAUGGAAACUACAAGUGUAACGGCUGCGCUCAAUGCAAUGGCACUUAAAAAUGUAGAUCAAUCAAACACUCCCAAACAGGGAAACAGAUCCCUAUCAAAGGUGUUAUCACGUGCUCCACUAAGGCAGUUAUUUAUCUUAUAACUUGUCCAUGUGGUAAAAAGUAUGUGGGUAAAACAAAGCGCGAAUUAAAAGUACAAAUCUCGGAGCAUCGUAGCACCAUCAGGUGCAAAAACUCGAUUUACCCAGUUGCGGCCCACUUUUUGGAAGUGAACCACUCGAUUUCGCCCCAACGUUAUAUCGGCAUCGAACAUGUCACCCUCCCUAGGAGAUGGGGUGACCUCGACAAUUUAUUAUUACAACAAGAGGAUGCCUGGAUCUUUCAUUUAAAGACCCUUGCGCCCUUUGGUCUCAAUGUAGACUUUGAUCUGAAACCAUUGUGAUUUUGCUACUCAUUGUAAAUGUGUAGCCAAAUUGUAUCUACGAUGGUAUGCUAUCCAUUCAUGUUUUUUGGGAAUCUGGGAAUUAACCAAUGAUAUCAGGCCACACCCGGCCAUGAUUACAGACACCUGUGUGUGUCCUUAGACACUAAACUAGUGCCCCGUAGUGUUUGUCAUUAUACCCUGAUGAAGACAGCUUUUCUGUCGAAACGUUGGAUAUUAGGUUAUUAUAAACUGGUUGAUUCAGCACUGAAUGCUGA
Salvelinus namaycush (lake trout) is the source of this 3861-nucleotide messenger RNA. Its product is annotated as XK-related protein 8-like. Gene Ontology annotation, cellular component: plasma membrane. The transcript has 3 exons. Bases 77 to 1195 code for a protein of 372 amino acids. Gene Ontology annotation, biological process: engulfment of apoptotic cell; phosphatidylserine exposure on apoptotic cell surface; apoptotic process involved in development. Lineage: Eukaryota; Metazoa; Chordata; Actinopteri; Salmoniformes; Salmonidae. The record is from RefSeq and is a predicted model, not a curated record.